Rhipicephalus microplus (southern cattle tick) is the source of this 1381-nucleotide messenger RNA. RefSeq names its product peptidase M20 domain-containing protein 2. The record is from RefSeq and is a predicted model, not a curated record. Gene Ontology annotation, molecular function: dipeptidase activity. Lineage: Eukaryota; Metazoa; Arthropoda; Arachnida; Ixodida; Ixodidae.
UUUCAGUGUCUUUCAACUUCCUUAGUUAUCUGUCCACACAGAAAACCGCGCAGACGACACGGUACGAAGGUCGGGUCGUCGACAUCUCAAACACCUGGGCAUACCUGAAUGGUCGGCGCGUGUGCAAAAUUUUUAGGAUGGCAAACAUGUCGGAGAUCGUAGUCGGCACCAUCGAUAAGUACCGUGAUAAACUAAACUCGGUGAGCCAAGAAAUAUGGAAAAACCCCGAGUUAUAUUACCGUGAAGUGAAAGCCCAUGAUUAUCUCUCGCAAGCACUCGAAGACGAAGGCUUCCAGGUUCAACGAAACUAUCACUUGGACACUGCCUUUAGAGCUGAGUAUUCAGUUGGGUCAGGUGGUCCCGUGAUUUGCAUCAUAUGCGAAUACGAUGCGCUGCCUGUAGUUGGACAUGCCUGCGGGCACAACUUAAUAGCUGAAGCAGGGUUUGCCGCUGGAGUGGCCAUGAUGGUUCAUCCCAGCAGAAGUAAUGAACUGGCACCAUUAUUUAUUGGUGUUGGCCAUAUCAGUGUAACAUACCAUGGAAAACCAGCACACUCAUCGGGUGCUCCUUGGGAUGGGAUUAAUGCACUGGAUGCAGCAGUCAUGUGUUACAAUGGUCUGUCAUAUCUUAGACAGCACAUCAAGCCAAACUGCUUUGUAGGAGCCAUAUUUACUGAUGGAGGUGCAGCAGUUAACAUUAUUCCUGAACGCUCUGCCAUGGACAUCUUGUACCGUGCUCCAACUGUGGGCAUGAUGACUGAAUUGCGCAAAAAGGUCAUGUCCUGUGUAUCUGCUGGUGCUGAAGCCACGGGCUGUACCGUGGAGGAGACGCGGUCCUUUAGCUUCAAGCCAGUUGUUACCAACUCUGUGCUUGCACGUCUUUACAAGAAGCAUGCUGAAUCGUUCGGUGUUAAGUUUGAUGAUGGAAACCAUGAGGCCAACCUUUUUGUGGCUUCAUCUGACAUGGGUGAUGUGUGCCACACAGUUCCAAGCAUUCACCCUAUCUUUCGCAUUGACACAGCUGGACCAAACCACACAAAAGAGUUCACAGAUGCUGCAGGCCAUCCAUCUGCCCAGCCACCAACACUAACUGCUGCUAAAGCAAUGGCUUUAGCAUGUGUUGACAUUUUGCUCAGCCCAGAUGUGCUCAUACCUGAAGCUAAGGCAACAUUUGCUGUUGAUAUGAAACGAUCAUAUUGCAGCUGAUAAUUAUCUGCGAAGUCUACCGUACACCAUAUAGUUGACAUAGUCUGCAGUGAAAAAUUCACUUAUAUACAUUACAUAUCUAUUUACAAAAGUGCUCUCUAGUGUGAGCAAUGUUCUUUUAAGGUGAAUUGUGUACUGUAUUGGUUGAAUAAAGUUAUGGGUUGUUUGUUAUCAAA